Molecule: messenger RNA, 2708 nt
Organism: Oryza sativa Japonica Group (Japanese rice)
Lineage: Eukaryota; Viridiplantae; Streptophyta; Magnoliopsida; Poales; Poaceae
Source: RefSeq, a predicted model, not a curated record
CGCAUGUACUAGUGCAGGUAGCGAAUCCCCAUCGGUCUGGGCAACGAGUUCAGUGCGGCAGAUGCAACAGCCUCCCGAGCAGGGGGAAAUCGCAACGGCGACCCUAGGGGAGGUAGGCAAAUGCAGGGACGCCGGCUCAACUACUACUCGACCUCCUCCUCCCUUCUUUCUGUGCUAGUACAGUAGAGGCAGUGAUCGUCGGAGUGGACGACGACAGCGGAGACCUAUUGGAUGUCGGCGGCGGCGGACUGUAGUCAGUGCCGUGCUCCUCCCAACUCCCCUCAGCGCCUCCACUCAAGUCGGGUCGUCGGGAGAUGUUGAAAAAGAUUAACCCGUCCAUUGAUUAGUUCAAUCGGAUUUUUCCUUUUCCGAUAUAGGUGUAUAUGUUUGUUUGCACAGCAGUAUCGCAGAGGGCAAGAUCUGGUUUGGGAGGUAUUCACGUGUUCUCCCUCGAAUCCCUACCCAUUCAAUUUUUCUUUUGUCUUUUCUCCUCUUUCUCUCGUGCUCAUGAGAAGACAGAGCUCGCAGUCCAUGGCGACUGCCUCGAUGCGCCACGGCGGCGCGACGGCCUCGAUGGGCGGUGGCAGCGGCAGCGGCGACAGCGGCCUCGAUGCGCGAUAGCGGCGACGGCCUCGAUGCGCGACGGCCUCGAUGGGCGAUGGCGGCGCGGCGUAGACGGCCGGCAACCUGAUACGGUAGAUGAGAGAGAGGAGACCUCAUUUUUGUUAGCCCGAUUAUACCCCUCUUAAACCAACGGUUAGAUUAGAUUGGUACCUCGUACCUCAUAGUACCUCGUGGUACCUCUUCAAGUAUGGGAAAGAUGCUAAUAUAAAUAACUUGUUUGUUUUCAGACAAUGUAAAUAUGAUAUCUGAUAUAACCCUUUAAAAGGGCCAAGUGGUUCGGUUGUCUUCUGGAGUAGUUUAUCUUCUAGCUUGCCACCUUAGCUAAUUUCCACUUUAUAUUUGGGCUGUUAUCUUUUGGUUUAGGGGUGAUAGAUUUAAAAUGUUCUAUCUGUUAUCUCCUUGUAAGGUGGUGUCCUCUACAGUUACCUAGUGGUACCAAAAAAAAUCCUUACUAUGUUUCUUUCAAUAAAAGCAUCAAAACUCCUCUCCUUUUUUUCAGGAAAAAAAAAGGGGAAAGGGGGGGCAAAUCAGUUGAGAAGGGCACAUUUUAUCAGCAUCAGAGUUUGUACAGUUAUCACCAUAUAUAUAGAGUAGAUGAUAGGGGAGCAAUCCAAUCAGAAAAUAAUCAACAUUCUUGCUGGUUGUCAGCUACCGUGCAAGAACCAAGAAGAAGGCCCUAGCGACAGAUCGAUGGGUCGACGGCGAUAUCUGAAUCUGUUGGUGCACAACAACCACCACGACCUGUAUUCUCUGCACCGCAUACCCGGUACCCGCCAAUCGUCUCUUCUACCCAUCAACAACAGCAGCCGAAGUAGCAGCCAUGGCCAAGACACAAGAUGCAACCAAGUCCUACAUCGAUCACGAUGGCAAGAGGCCGCAUCCAGGGGCGCUGCACUUCAUGGACAGGUUCCGCAAUUUCCCAUGUCCAUUGCUCAACCUCCAGCCCACCCCAAUGCAUCACCGAAACGAAAGAUCUCUCGACUGCGUCACCCUCCUCGGCGACGAUGAGACCAAGAUCCUCACUGCCGACAACUACGGACACACCGUGCUCUUCGACGCCGCCUCCUACUCCGUCGUCCACUUCCCCAAGCUCAAUUGUUCCAAGGGGUAUGACGCCAUGGCCGUCUCCAUCAACCGUGCUGCACCCCAAGAACCGGACUGCCUCUACGUCCUCAACCUCAGAACCCACCCCACUACCAGCAACCAUUGCUUCGAGGUGCUCAGCUAUGGGGGUUUUUGUGAAAGGAUCCCCAUAUGGCGUUUUCUACCGCCGCCGCCCUUCACAACGACCACCCAAACUACAAUUACCUCCUACACGGUGGUCGGCGGCGACACUAUCUACGUUUCUUCCAAGCUCUGUGGCACUCACGCCUUUGACACGGUGAGCCGUCAAUGGCGGCCUAUAAGCAGCCUCUGGUCAAUGCCAUUCUUAGGCAAAGCUGAGUAUGUGCCAGAGCUCAAGCUCUGGUUCGGACUAUCAUGCCACCACCCCCAUAGCUUGUGCGCUUGUGAUCUCACCAACAUUGCACAGGGUCAGUUACACACUUGAUUGGAUCUCGACAUACCUGAAUCCUGGUCGCCGAUUCAGCUCGACCUCAUCAGCCUCGGCUCUGGCAGAUUUUGUGUCGCCAAGAUGUUCUCUUCUAUGAUGCAAGAUGACGAAAUUGACAUGGAGUUUGCUGUCCUCACUGGCCUGCAGAUGUUGCCUCCCCGUGGUACCAAAGAUGAUCAACAAGUGCCCUGGAUGGUCAAGCACAAGUCCAUAUACUACCCAUUUGGCUACUAUAACAUAAAACGGGUUUUCUGAAACUAGUGAUCAUAGUAUCAUUUUGGUUUCUAUGAAGCAAUGCUUUUAUCUGCUACUAUGCAUUUUGUCGUCCACAUUUCUACUGGACUGUAAUUAGGAGGGUACAACUGUGCCUUCUGCUUGCAUUGCAGACACUGAUUUGCAACCCCCUCCCUACUCUUCCGGCAGGCGGCAGCAUAUAUAUACAUGUGUUUUGAAGCAUGUAUGUAUAUGCUCCAGCCUCCAGCAAUACCAGUAUCUUACCAGGAUGAGUACAGCUAAGCUCUUUUCUUUUGCA